This is a messenger RNA of Brassica oleracea var. oleracea, 1837 nucleotides long. Its product is annotated as CMP-sialic acid transporter 2. Lineage: Eukaryota; Viridiplantae; Streptophyta; Magnoliopsida; Brassicales; Brassicaceae. The coding region runs from base 359 to 1573 and encodes 404 amino acids. Gene Ontology annotation, biological process: pyrimidine nucleotide-sugar transmembrane transport. Gene Ontology annotation, molecular function: pyrimidine nucleotide-sugar transmembrane transporter activity. The record is from RefSeq and is a predicted model, not a curated record. Gene Ontology annotation, cellular component: Golgi membrane. The transcript has 15 exons.
UAUUUUUUUCAAAGAAACGCAAUAAAACGGUGUUGUGAAAUCAAAGCAAAGCAAAGGGGGAAGGGGGUCGUGCGAGAGCAUAAGAGCGCACUUGAAUCAACCGAUCUGCUUCUCUUCAUCUCUCUCUCUCUCUCUCUGCAUAUUCUUCGCAUCUGUUCUCGAGCUGAAGAGAGUUCUCUAGAUCCUUUUCGAAUCUCUGCAUUUGAGAUCUCACCGACGACGGAGAGGAACGUUGAGGCGGAAACGUAUCCAGAUUCCUUCUGAAUCUUAACGCGGUUUAGGUGGAGAGGAGGUUUUCGUUCGGGAAUGCGUCGUCGUUUGAGCUCAUCUUAGAACUCGAUUGAGGUUAGUGGGGGGGAUGAAGAACGGGAUGGCUGAGUGCAGCGUGUGUCGUUCAAGGUUGGUUUCUCCCAGUAGCAAAGCUAUAGCCAGGGCUUAUGACAACCGCAAGAUUAGAGUUUCCUCAAAGCAACGAGCUCUCAAUGUCUUUUUGGUUGUCGGUGACUGCAUGCUUGUUGGUCUACAGCCUGUACUGGUGUACAUGUCGAAGGUGGAUGGGAAGUUUAACUUCAGUCCUAUUAGCGUCAACUUCUUGACAGAAAUCGCAAAGGUUAUGUUUGCGCUUGUCAUGCUUCUCAUCGAGGCCAGGCACCAAAAAGUUGGAGAGAAGCCUCUACUAUCGUUUUCCACAUUUGUCCAGGCAGCUAGGAACAAUGUGCUUCUCGCCGUUCCGGCAGGGUUGUAUGCCAUUAAUAACUAUCUGAAGUUCACAAUGCAGCUAUAUUUCAAUCCUGCUACUGUGAAGAUGCUCAGCAAUCUAAAGGUUCUGGUAAUUGCUGUUCUACUGAAGAUGAUAAUGAAGCGACGGUUUUCCAUCAUUCAGUGGGAAGCACUUGCUCUGUUGCUGAUAGGGAUUAGUGUAAAUCAGCUGCGUUCUCUUCCUGAAGGUGCUACUACUAUUGCUGUUCCAAUUGCUACGGGUGCAUACUUUUGUACCUUUAUAUUUGUUACGGUCCCAUCCUUGGCAUCUGUCUACAACGAGUAUGCUUUAAAGAGCCAGUUUGAGACAAGCAUUUAUCUUCAGAACUUAUUCCUCUAUGGUUAUGGUGCAAUAUUCAACUUCCUUGGAAUACUAGGAACUGUUAUAUACAAAGGUCCUGCCAGUUUUGACAUCCUACAAGGACAUUCUCGGGCUACCGUGUUUCUGAUACUGAACAACGCAGCACAAGGGAUUCUAUCCUCCUUUUUCUUCAAAUAUGCAGAUACAAUAUUGAAGAAAUACUCAUCGACGGUUGCCACAAUAUUUACUGGCAUAGCAUCUGCGGCACUCUUUGGACAUGUAUUAACCAUGAAUUUUCUUCUGGGGAUUUCUAUAGUUUUCAUUUCAGUGCAUCAGUUCUUUUCACCCCUUGCAAAAGUGAAAGAUGAGCCACAAAACGGAAACGUAGAAAUAGCUAAUGCAAAGGAUGGUCAUAGGGCUAAAGACUCAUUCAUCAACAUGGCAGCAGGAGCAAAUGAAGAGGCUACUCACCGUGUUGGAUCAGACGACAGAGAGCCACUUCUUCCCAGAUAAAAACUCUCUCACCGUAAGAGAUUUUGUUUCACAGAAUUCUUUAAACUAAGAUUACUUUAGAGAUCAGGUACAAUUCCGACCGUAUACCACCUGGUUCCAAUGCAAUAAACGUCCUUCAACGCCCUGCAACUCUUGAAAGAGUCAGUUAAGUUUGUUGAGAACAGCUUUUUCUAUAUAGUAAACAUGUAUUCUUUUUGUUUCAGACAAAGAACAAAGAAAAAAAAAACAACUCUUUAUGGUAGUAGUUAUGUAUUUUUUCCAGAA